UUUCAAUCAGUUAACUCAAUCUGGUCCUAGGCUUCAACCUUGAAGUCAAAAGUGACAAUGGCAUCUGGCGAUAUCAAGUUCGUGCAUUCCGAUCUUGUUGAUCGGGAGGAAGUUGCUCGUGUUUGUGCAACUACUCUCCCUGUCCGUAUCAGCAAGUAUAAAGAUGUGGCUGAGAAGGCACUUAUUGUAUUCCAUCGGCAAUGGGAGGCGGAAGUGGGAUUCGCCUUCCAUGGAGGAAGCUCGCCGAAGGGGCAUGUGUCUGCCUUCUUUCCCCCUGAGAUUAAACCGGAUCGAGUAGAAGCUUUUACCUGGCUGCUCGAAUACUUUUGUGCUCAUGAUGAUGUGGUCACAACCAGUGGUACUUCGCAGACACACCCCAAAGAUGCACCAGACUCAGUUGGAUGGGAGGUGCGAAAGAGUGAAGCGAGCGGUCUUCAAGUUAGCGCAAUAAAGCAGAUCCAAUCGCAGGUGUUUCUGCGUCUUCUCAAAGUUGACAGAAACCGAGGCAACUUGGUACUCAAGGCCAUUAACAACUUAUCCAAGAUUCAUGAGACACUCGGUGCGACAGAUUUCAAGUCAUGGGAAGAUUUGCUGCAGUACCGUGUCUAUGAUUUUGGGACGGAGUUCAGUCUGAUGUCGAUCGUUUACUGCUGCGAGCUGGACUUGACUGCUGCAGAUAUUGAAGACUUGAAAUCAGUGUGGUGGCCUGCCACUGCUGCUGCUGCGCUAGUCAACGACUUGUAUAGCUUCAACAAGGAGGUGUCCUUAGAGCUGCCCACAAAUUCCACAAUGUCAAAUGCAGUGUGGUAUCUGAUGGAAACACUCAACUUGACUGUCUCACAGGCAAAAGAACUACUACUUAAGGAGAAGAUAGCGCCUCUAGAGAAACAAUUUAUUGCCAAAAAGAGAGAAUACCUGGCGAGCAAUGAGAAGACAUACAAGUCGAAAGAUAUCGCCUAUUUUCUGGAGAUGGUUGGCCUAGGUCUAUCUGGAAAUUGGUACUGGAGUGCUGUGGCUAAUCGCUUCCACCGCUGGAUGGACGUUCCAAACUUGGCUGGUUUGGUACCUUCAAAUGGGACAGUCGUUCAAUUCGAUGAAAACACGGCAACAUGCGCUACUUUAAUCAAGGGCUCGUCUCUGGGAGGUAUGAUAAAUGGAGUAUCACCCACUAUUAAUAUCCAUGAAACAGCAAAGGACUCAUACCAUAAAAUUCUCCAACAACCCAUCCAAUAUCUCCGGAGUGUUCCCUCAAAAAACGUCAGAGGCACUAUCAUUCAAGCCUUAAACCUAUGGCUCAAAGCACCUGAUCCGGCAGUACGCCAAGUGGAAGCAUUGAUCGGACAUCUCCAUGACUCGUCAUUGCUUCUGGACGAUAUACAAGACAGCUCUGAGCUUCGAAGGGGCCGACCAGCCACGUAUCGUGUGUUUGGGGCGCCGCAGACAAUUAAUGCCGCAACGUUUGCUCUUACAUUGGCGUUCGAAAAAGCUGCUCCAUUAAUGAAAUCAGAUACCGCGAGCGGAUUUUUUGAUGAGGUACGGAAUCUUCACCUGGGACAAGCGAUGGACCUCCACUGGACACGGUGUGGGCAGUGUCCGACGAUUGCAGAAUAUAUGGAAAUGAAUCGGUUGAAAACUGGUGCGCUGUUCUGUCUCGCUAGCCAUCUUUUAUAUAUCAACGGGUCAUUCUCGCCUGAGACCAUCGCCCAGAACGACAUAAACGACCUCAUGAUCCUCCUAGGCCAAUAUUUCCAAGCCCGUGAUGACUACAUAAACCUCGCAUCAGCCCAGUACCAAAAAGAAAAAGGCUUCGCGCAAGACCUCGACGAAGGCAAAUUCUCCCUCCCUCUUAUUCACGUCAUGACACACUCACCGAAUUCGGUAUUACUGCAAAAUAUCCUCUGUGAAAGGGCACGACAUUCCGGGUUAUCAGAUGAUCUGAAAAGACUGAUCUUGGAUGAGAUGCAAGAUCAAGGGAGUCUUACGUUUACUGAAGAGACGUUACGUUCUUUGGAGGGAAAGAUUGAGCAACAGAUGGAAUUGAUUGAGAGGUCUACUGGAGUUGCAAAUUAUAUUUUCCAGUUCUUGUUGGAUCGGUUGAAAGAGAUGUGAUUGCAUUUCUCUGUGUCUUUGGGUGUGGUCGACUGGAAUUUGG
Aspergillus ibericus CBS 121593 is the source of this 2152-nucleotide messenger RNA. Its product is annotated as bifunctional terpene synthase/polyprenyl synthetase family protein. The record is from RefSeq and is a predicted model, not a curated record. The coding region runs from base 58 to 2109 and encodes 683 amino acids. Lineage: Eukaryota; Fungi; Ascomycota; Eurotiomycetes; Eurotiales; Aspergillaceae. The transcript has 9 exons. Gene Ontology annotation, molecular function: prenyltransferase activity. Gene Ontology annotation, biological process: isoprenoid biosynthetic process.